This is a messenger RNA of Annulohypoxylon maeteangense, 1732 nucleotides long. RefSeq lists its product as uncharacterized. The transcript has a single exon. Gene Ontology annotation, cellular component: fungal-type vacuole; cell periphery. Gene Ontology annotation, biological process: positive regulation of catalytic activity. Lineage: Eukaryota; Fungi; Ascomycota; Sordariomycetes; Xylariales; Hypoxylaceae. The record is from RefSeq and is a predicted model, not a curated record. Bases 613 to 1656 code for a protein of 347 amino acids.
CAUCCUUUCUCCAGCAUACAUAAUUCGAACUUGCCAUUCUCAUCCUACCUAUAUGGUACGCUCGAAAAGCUCUCUGCGCCGUGUACUAUAUAUCAUUCGUAUUUCUUUUCUCGUCUCCAUAAGUUUCUCCAUCUUCGUUGUUCCUGUCUUCCGGUCAAAACACGUCAUGAGAGGGUCGUAUUGUUCAUAUGACAUUGUUUAAAUAAUCCUCCCACGCCUACUUGGACUUUUCUAUGCCCUCGAAUCGCUUUAUUCCUUCUACAACCGAUUAAUAAGUAAUAGUUUAUAUCUUCUUCUGCUUGACUACCUGGGUGGCUCUGCGCUUUGUUCUGUUACCUCCAUAUUUCCUAUUCUGGUACGCGUUGGUAUUUGGAAAGUUUGGUGAAAGUCGGCGCCAACGGGAACGCGCAAAGCACUACGUAUCUCUUAGUGGCGAUUUUCUAUCAAACGCUAUUCCCCCACCUCUUCCGAGUUCCGAACGACAUAAAGCUCCUAGCUAUAUGAGAGGAUGACUAGUAAUCCAGUCUGUCCAAUCGAUGAUCGUGGUCCUUUUUCAACUUUAUCCUUACCAGAAUCCCACAUCCCUAUGAAUUUGUCGCUUCAAACAUUGAGAUGACCCGGAAUCCUUUGAGGAUUACUGUACCUGCUUGGGUAGAGCUAUAUGACGAAGAUGCACACGGACCCAAGCAGGAUAAACAUCUUAAGCCUCCUAGACCAAGCGUCCACCCAGAGCAGAAUAAGGGAAGCCGACCGUUAAGGAGGAGGGUAUCGAAAGAUGGCUAUGUCGACUGGGUUGAUGAAAAACAUGACCGUGUAUCCAAGCUCCCUGUAUUCCUAAGGAAACGAGCCGACAGGCCAGGUCGACGAUGGGAUCAUUUACGCACGGCAGAACCUGUGAUUAUGGGGCUUGGUUACCGAGCACCUAAUGAAGACCCAUAUGAGAGAUGGAGAGAUUUCAUCCAAUCCUCUUCCUACGGCCGGCGUGCUGAUGAUGAAUUCGAGGUGGUACCGUACGCGACUUUGGAACAGCAAAUGCCGGGCCUCGACCAGCCAGUACGGAGUCCAUUUCACCCAUUGGAUCUUAAGACUAAGGGGAGGUCGAGGAAACAAACAUGGUUCAUGCGAAUUUCCAACUUCGUACUGAGACACCCGAUUGCACCACUCAUUUUCCGUCUAAUAGUCCUCAUCACUUCCAUUGCGGCUCUUGCCCUUGCGUGUAAUAUCUUCCAGAGAAAUCAGGAUCCGGAAAUUUCAGUCGAAAAUAUUCCGGAGACGUCACAGGCAACCGUUGCCAUAGUCAUCGAUGUUGUCGCUAUCCCUUAUAUUCUUUAUAUGACCUGGGACGAGUACACAGGGAAACCUUUAGGACUCCGAGCCCCGGCGCAAAAGAUUUCGCUCACACUGCUAGACCUUGUUUUCAUCGUGUUAAAGUCCUCUAGUACGGCGUUGGCGUUUGAAGCAUUGGUGUAUCAUAGUGGCGAUGGGUUAUCAACAGAUUCUAGUUGGGAGGGAAUGGAGGAUGCAUCUCUACAUUUGGCUAGGGGGCUCGCGGCGCUGACGCUAGUAGGGCUGAUCGCCUGGAUUCUGAAUUUCACUAUCAAUGUGUUCAGACUUGCGGAGAAGCUCGGUGGGAUAGAUAAUGUACAUGAAAAAUAAUUCAGACGAGCAGAUGAAUAAAUAUUUCUUAAAACAUAUGAUUAUGGCAUCUCGUCUCGUAAAAGAUAUAUGCAGC